AAUCUUGUGCGCGAUGCUUGCUCAAAAUUCAGGCUGAGGAAGAAAGACCCCCGAGACAUCGAACUGAUUUCAGUGGCAGACUUUGUCUUCUGUCGUGAAUGCAGAAUCAAAGUUUAUAGUUUACCUAUCUACCGAGCAUGGGUUCGUUUCUGGAUAAACCCAAGACCGAGAAAGAGACGAACAAAGGAGAGGGAAAGGACCUUCGGUAUGGAGUUGCUGGUAUGCAAGGCUGGAGAGGCACUAUGGAAGAUGCAUAUGCUGCAGAACCAGAAAUCAAAAACUUUCCAGGAUGGGCAUUCUUUGGUGUGUUUGACGGUCAUGCUGGAGCUAAAGUAGCGGACUAUGUUUCCAAACAUCUGCUUGAUGAAAUUCUAAAAACAGAUGAGUUCUCGAAGCCUGAUGCUGACGCUGACACGUACGCUGCCGGCAUUCGGCAGGGAUUUCUAAAUCUUGACGAAAGUAUAAAGCAGCAGCCUUUCGUAAGUGAAGAUUUCGAUCCUAGUGGCUCAACAGUAAUAGUUGCAAUGGUUUCUCCUACUCAUGUAUACUUCGCCAACUGUGGAGACUCUCGUGGCAUGCUGUGUAAAAAGGGAGAUGUGGCUUUCGCCACUGAGGACCAUAAACCUAGUUGUGCUGGUGAACAAGCUCGUGUGCAGGCGGCUGGUGGUAAUGUCCUCUGCUCCCGAAUUAAUGGAUCCCUGGCUGUAUCGAGAGCGCUUGGAGACUUCGCAUUCAAGAGGAGAACAGAUAAGCCGGCGAUAGAACAAAUGGUUUCACCAGAACCAGAGGUUACAACACUGGAGCGUACUGGAGAUGACGAGUUCAUCUUGCUUGCUUGUGAUGGUGUUUGGGAUGUUAUGGCGAAUGAGGAUGCAGCGCAGUAUAUCACAGAGAGACUGCGGGUAAACGCUGACCUGGUGGAUGCGAUCAGUCAGUUGGUUGACUAUUCAUUACACAAGGAGAGCAAGGACAACAUGACUGCUGUUCUAGUUGCAUUUCCAGCUGCACCGAAAGUCGACAAUGAGGAAGUAGAGAAGGCUAAAGUUCGUGAUGCCGAGGUAGAGGCUGCCCUUGAAGCUAAAAUCAGAGAAAUGGUCCGCACAAGUGACAUGCUUGAUGACCUUGAUGAGCUUUCCGUAAUCAACGAUCUGGGCCGAGUACUUCCCGAUGAGUACUUUACAGUUUCACGGCGAGAAUUUAUCUGCAAGGUGUUAGAGAAGACACUCGCAGACCAAGAUGAGGGCAAGUUGGAGGCAAAAAAGCCCGAGGCUGAUACUCAAGCUCCUACUGCUGCUUCAGUUGAAGACGAUGCAGCACCCAAAACAAGUGACGACUCCGAAAACUGAAUGGAGUGAAGUGGCUGGCCCUCUCACAAUUUCCGAGUGAGUCGUACUCUACCCUGUACAAUGUAUGCUUUGUCUGGAUUGUGUAUUUGCUAACUUACCAAGAAAUAGCUACAUAUACCUUUGUAUGCAUGAAGAAACAC
Messenger RNA from Sycon ciliatum, 1486 nucleotides. Its product is annotated as protein phosphatase 1B-like. The transcript is spliced from 6 exons. Gene Ontology annotation, cellular component: nucleus; cytosol. Gene Ontology annotation, molecular function: manganese ion binding; protein serine/threonine phosphatase activity; magnesium ion binding. The record is from RefSeq and is a predicted model, not a curated record. Gene Ontology annotation, biological process: peptidyl-threonine dephosphorylation. Bases 138 to 1346 code for a protein of 402 amino acids. NCBI's taxonomy places the organism in Eukaryota, Metazoa, Porifera, Calcarea, Leucosolenida, Sycettidae.